AUAAGCCACCGUCGCCUUUCAGCUGCACACCACCAUGAAAGUUCUGAUUCUUCUGGUGUGCCUCGGCACCGCGCUCUCCAUCGAACCCGAAUACGGCGUAGGUCAACGAAAAUUCAAAGUUUCCGACAAGCUCUUCCUGGAGCGGCAACGCGACCUUCUGCACCUCUUCCAGUUUAUUAAUCAACCCGACAACGAUGCCGAGCACCUGAAAAUCUCCAAGACGUACUCGAUCGAGGACAACAUUGACGCCUAUAUUAAUUCCACGGCGGUGAAGAAGUUCGUGGGGUUGUACAAACAAGGGUUGCUACCAAGGGGUGAGAUCUUCUCGUUAUUCUAUCAAGCGCACCUGGAGCAGGCUAUCACUCUGUUCAAACUGUUCUACUACGCUAGAGACUUCAACACGCUGUAUAAAACGGCAAUUUGGGCUAGAAACAACGUGAACGAGGGGUUGUUUUUGUAUUCGUUUUCGACUGCUUUGGUGCACCGGGAUGAUACUUUCGGUUUUGUGUUGCCACCAAUUUACGAGAUUUAUCCGUACUAUUUUUUCAACGGGGAGGAUAUAGAGAAGGCGCUGAGGUACAAACAACAGUACAACGGUGGUACUAAGACGUACACGAUUUAUUCCAACUACUCGGGGUACUACCUCAACUUAAACAAAGAACAGUCGCUGUCGUACUACCUGGAAGAUGUUGGUCUUAACGCCUUUUACUACUACUGCAACAUUUAUUAUCCCUUCUGGAUGGACGGGGUGGAGUUCAAACUCAAAAACGACCGACGUGGGGAACAGUACUACUAUUUGUAUCAGCAGCUUCUAGCAAGGUACUACCUCGAACGUUUGUCUAACGACCAAGGGGAGAUCGAGUUUUUCAACUACGAAGAACCCUUCAAGUAUGGGUACUACUCCUCUUUGCGGUACCCCAACGGGCUGGCUUUUCCAAACAGACCCAACUACGCCAAACUCACCGAAACGUAUUACAAUUACGGGCAAUCUUGGACCUUCAAGAGUCGCUACGGAUUCGCCUAUACAAAAAUCCAGGACAUAGAAAAGCGCCUGCGGGACUCCAUCGACGCUGGGUACAUCUUCAAGAAAGACGGCAAAUACAUUGACUUGCUAGCGUCAGACCAGAUUGACCUCCUGGGUAACUUGAUCGAGUCCAACCCGGACUCCGUCCACCCCAAUUUCUACGGACCAUGGCAAAUCUACGCCCGUCACCUCCUGGGGUACUCAUACCAACCUCUAAACAAAUACAAAGUGGCGCCAUCUGCCCUAGAACACUUCGAAACGGCUCAGCGUGACCCCGCCUUCUACCAACUUUACAAACGCAUCGUCCUCCACUUCCAACUCUACAAACUCUAUUUACCCCCUUACACCUACAACGAGCUCUACUUCCCUGGUGUGAAGGUCGAAAAAGUCGACUUUGAUCGCUUAUUAACGUACUUUGAUUCGUUCGACUCUGAUGUGACUAACGCUGUGUACAACGCUCCAAACGAAACGUGGGGUUCUUUCAAGGUGAAAAUCCGGCAACAGCGCCUCAACCACAAGCCUUUCACCUACCGAAUUAGCGUGAAGUCGGACAAAAGCGAAGAGGCGAUAGUUCGGGUGUACCUGGGCCCCAAAUUCGACGAGUACGGACGCGUUAUCGAAAUCGACCAAAAUCGUAUGAAUUUCAUCGAACUGGACGUCUUCAAGUACCAACUCCAAACGGGCGAAAACCGGAUUGAAAGAAACUCGAGACAGCUGUAUUGGUUCGUACCGGAUCGUACCACUUCUAGGGACUUGUAUCAAAAGGUAGUCGACGCGAUUGGCAACACUGAGCAAUUCCAGUUGGACUCGAGUGAGGCGUUUUAUGGCUUCCCGAACCGACUUUUGUUACCCAAGGGUAAGCGCGAAGGACAAGUCUUCCAGGUUUACGUCAUCGUGAACAAGUACCAAGCACCGGGACGUGCCGAGGUGCAACAGAACUAUUAUUUCCAUAGGGUUGGUACGGGAAUGAACUACAUCGACAACUACGCCUUCGGGUUCCCGUUCGACCGCGCUAUUGUCAGUUCGGAGUUCAAAGUACCCAACUCCCGUUUCCAGGAAGUCGUGGUUUAUCACAAGAAUGUAGACGAAUUGAACUCGUCGCAAGCCCAAAACGAACCAUAAUCUAGGGAUUUUCGUUUGGUUAUACUAUAUUGUACGAUUGGUUCCCCUGUAUCAAUAUAUUUAUAAAGCAUGAA
Messenger RNA from Zophobas morio, 2220 nucleotides. It is a transcript of the gene HEX5, whose product is annotated as hexamerin-like. The coding region runs from base 35 to 2146 and encodes 703 amino acids. Lineage: Eukaryota; Metazoa; Arthropoda; Insecta; Coleoptera; Tenebrionidae. The record is from RefSeq and is a predicted model, not a curated record. The transcript is spliced from 3 exons.